AUGCGUCUCUCCAUCUGUGGCGUCGCCACAGCCGUCUGCCUGAUCGCCUCCGUCCUGGCCCAAGACAAUCAGAGCAGCAGCAACACCAAUGCAGUGACGAGACAGCCCCAGUCCUCUCAAUCUCAGACGCAAGCGGCCUCGUCGAGUGCAGCGAACAGCAACUCCCAAAGCCAGGCCAGUAGCGGGUCCAACUCGCAAUCGAGCGCCUCGACCUCGUCGGCUCCACCUGUGACUUCGGUAUACAGUACGGCGUUCGAGACCUAUUCUGUUUCCAAUAGCCAGACCAUCUCCUACACUUCUAGCGGCAAUGUCACGACCGUCAUCCAGCCAGGUUCUACCUCGAAGACGCCUGUGACCCUACCCACCGCUGCAAGUACGAUUGCCGACGGGGAUGCGGGGGGCGCAGCUACCAUUACUGCACCCGAUCCAGGGAACACCUCUUUCCGAAAUUCGGGACCGGACGACAAUUAUACGACAAACUGGGGGGGAAAGAUCAAACCGGUAGCCACCGUGUUCGGCGCCGGAGUGGCUCUUGUCCUCAUCGGCGCAUCUCUCGUUUGA
Molecule: messenger RNA, 561 nt
Organism: Filobasidium floriforme
Lineage: Eukaryota; Fungi; Basidiomycota; Tremellomycetes; Filobasidiales; Filobasidiaceae
Exons: 4
Coding region: 1-561 (186 amino acids)
Source: RefSeq, a predicted model, not a curated record